UUGGUUCUUUAAAAAAGUAGUGUUUUUAGUUUGCCAACUGAAAUAAGUUAAUUAUGACAUCGGCGGAAGAAGUAGAUGCAGUAUUAAUGGCAAAGCAAGCUCUUAUGUUUGCUUUGGGCGACAAAUGGCCACUAUAUUUGGCUAAUAUGAAGCUCUGGUUCCGAAAGAAAACCUCCAAGGAAGAGUUUGAUUUGGAGAGUCGUAAGCUUUUUAGUUCAGACCAGAUGCAUUUACACAACAAAUUCUUGCUGGCAAUACUAAACAAGAUCGACGCGAUAUCGCCACCGCAAAGCGUAAAUAAUAGUGGUGACACUGGUCAUGGAAAGAGUAGUAGCAGUUCUAAGAAGCGCAAACGAUCGUCGAAAUCUUCAUCAGAUCGUGCCACAUUUGAGCCAGCUACAGUUCAUGAUUACGUUCCAAAAGAGUUGUUAGAUUAUGAACAGGUGGCUAGUCAGAGCUCUACGGUGCCUACGAUACGAUAUGCUGCACAAGAAUUAUUUCUACCGGAUAAUGGUUUGGUGCUCGGAAGACUUCUCGUUGGUGCCUGGGAAAAUGGUUUAUCGAAUGUGGAGGAAAAUGCUGUCGAUUUGAUAGUCCAAGCCGUUCAAGUUCUACUAAAAAAUAUUCUAAUGGAAAUUAUUAUGAAACGGAAGCAUUUUCGAACAACAGCCAAUGGAACGUUUGCUUACGACGUCGGACAUCAGCUGCCGCAUCCAUUCAAUCGCAAUACAGUAACCAAAGCUAAGAUUGACGACGAGCCAAUGGAGCUAGACAAAGAGAUAACCACAGUUUGUUACCUUAAGCCACCUGCUGGGGAUUCAGCAUUCUUGGCCUCAUGCGGAGAACCAUAUCCAAACCAGACGCGGAAAAUCACUGUGUGUGAUUUAUAUAAGACACUACUUAACAGGAGUGUGAUUCCAUCUCACUCAGUCUAUUCUAUGAAUAUGGAAAGAAUAUCUAGUCUGCUUUCGUAGUUUGUUUCAAAAGGUAUGUUU
Messenger RNA from Sabethes cyaneus, 995 nucleotides. Its product is annotated as transcriptional adapter 1-like. Gene Ontology annotation, molecular function: transcription coactivator activity. The record is from RefSeq and is a predicted model, not a curated record. The transcript has 2 exons. Gene Ontology annotation, biological process: regulation of transcription by RNA polymerase II. NCBI's taxonomy places the organism in Eukaryota, Metazoa, Arthropoda, Insecta, Diptera, Culicidae. Gene Ontology annotation, cellular component: SAGA complex. The coding region runs from base 54 to 974 and encodes 306 amino acids.